AUGAACUUGGUGUCAUGGGAGAACCUUCACGAGGUGCGCCGGUUGUGCCACUGGGGUCCGAUCAUCGCCUUGUCUGUCAUCGCCGUGUGUUCCUCUAUGGCUAUGAUAGAUUCCAUCAUCUGGUACUGGCCUCUGGACACAACCGGCGGAAGCAUAAACUUCAUAAUGCUCCUCAAUUGGACUGUCCUUAUCCUCUACAACUACUUCAAUGCUAUGUUCAUCGGGCCGGGGUACAUUCCCCUCGCUUGGAAGCCUGAGAAUCAAGAGGACACCCAAUACUUGCAGUAUUGUAGAGCGUGUCAAGCUUUCAAGGCCCCAAGGUCCCACCACUGCCGCAAAUGUAACAGGUGCGUAAUGAAGAUGGACCACCACUGCCCCUGGAUCAACAACUGCUGUGGCCACCAGAACCACGCAUACUUCACCAGCUUCCUGCUGCUGGCCCCAUUAGGGUGCUCGCACGCUACAGCCAUCUUUAUCAUGACCAUGUACACACAGCUGUAUGAGAGGAUCUCAUUUGGCUGGAGCACAGUGAAGAUUGACAUGAGCGCCAUGCGCCAGAGGCAGCCCCUCAUACCCUUCAGCGUCGCCGCCUUCGCCGCCACCCUCUUCGCCUUGGGCUUGGCGCUCGGGACCACCAUCGCUGUGGGCAUGCUCUUUGUAAUACAGAUGAAAGUCAUCAUUCGAAACAAAACCUCAAUAGAGUCCUGGAUCGAGGAAAAGGCCAAAGACAGAAUACAGCACUACCAAACCGGGGAGGAGUUCAUCUUCCCAUACGACCUCGGUAGCCGUUGGCUCAACUUCAAAGAGGUCUUCACGUGGUCAGGUUUGCCCAAAGGAGACGGCCUCUGGUGGCCCGUCCACCCCAAGUGUCACCAGCACACCUUAACGAUCGAGCAACUGAAGCAGAAGGCCGACAAACGCGUGAGAAGUCAGGUCCAGUACCGUGCAGUUGAGGACUACAAUGGCGCUUGCUGCCCCAUGACCAAGGGCAUCCAAACCUUUUUCCGAACCCCUUGCACAGAAGAGCCCAGAAUACCCCUACAGCGUGGGGACACCAUUCUCGCCACCCGUGGCACCAAAUGGUGGAUGUAUGGAGACAAAGUCUUAAACGAGGAGCAAACAAGAGUGGGGACUCGCAUUCGUGGAUGGUUUCCGCGGCGAUGCGUGGAAAAGUGCCAUUAUGACACCGCGGUCGUCGACGGUGCCGGCGAUAAAAAAGCCAACUAG
Nerophis lumbriciformis (worm pipefish) is the source of this 1227-nucleotide messenger RNA. The record is from RefSeq and is a predicted model, not a curated record. NCBI's taxonomy places the organism in Eukaryota, Metazoa, Chordata, Actinopteri, Syngnathiformes, Syngnathidae.